AUGGGUAAUAUCAGGGCUCCUAUCGCGAGUACUUUGUUUGUUAUUUUAAGAAAGGUUGAAGGCAACUGCCAACGUCUGGACCUUCUUGUUGGUAAAGAGCCUGUGAAUCGGAGAAGAAUGGCGAAGUGCAGAGUUGAUCAGUUGAAAUGUGAUUGUCAAUCGCUGAAUUCUGCCGCUACAUCUAUACACUCUAAGCUGCUUGCGCGGUGGAGAGCCGUUGCUGAGCGAGAAGAACUUUUAACAAGACGCUUUACUCCUAAUGACUCCACUACUUAUCUGAACCUGGAUGAUGGGGAACUACAAUUAAAUGACCGGUUACAUUCUUCAAACAGCGCUGUGGAUGAAUUAAUAAGCCAUGGAAGUGCCGUUUUGGAACAAAUCAGAUCUCAGGGGUUAAACUUAGGAGGAAUGAAACGCCGAGUUCUGGAUAUAACGCAGCAAUUGGGAUUGUCAUCCACUACGUUGCGUUUGAUUCAGAGGAGGAUAAGCGAGGAUAAAGUAAUUUUUAUAAUUGGCUGUAUAUUAGUUCUUGCUUUUAUGUACAUUUUCUACAGGUAUUGGAAGAAUUACAGCAUAAUUUAG
Enterobius vermicularis (human pinworm) is the source of this 582-nucleotide messenger RNA. Lineage: Eukaryota; Metazoa; Nematoda; Chromadorea; Rhabditida; Oxyuridae. The record is from the annotation of a GenBank genome assembly.